UAAACAAACUGACUUUACUGCAUUUCCCCCAAAUCUUUUAAUCAUUUUCGAAACGCAAUCCGUAGUAAUAUUGUCCCUCUCACCACCCCGUAUUUAUUUACAUUCGCAUCCUGGAGGCUCAAACGAGAAAGGAAUUACUGACAGUUGAGGGAACAAUAAAACACAUUAAAUGAUAACAUGUCAGGCUUAAUUUACACAUAAUGACCCGAUUAUCAUAUAACAUACUGUAUAUUUAAGUAUAUUAUAUAUUAUAUUUAUAGUCACCGGCAGCUGAUUUAAAGGGAUGUCAGCCGUCCAGAGAGCAAACACGUGGGAAAUUUCAGAUUCAGAGAAUGAGAGUGAUGAAGUUAAACAAACAUCAUGUGUAAUACUCGAUCAGGACACAUCUAUAAAUGAAUCAAACACUUCACCCUCAUCCAAGAGCUGCUCAGCCCGGGCAGAAGACGGCAGCACCAGCGCGGAUGGAGUGAAGAUCUCCAGCAAAAGGAGGAGGACGCGAGAGGAGGUGCAGGAGGAGCUGGAGACGAGAAAAGCUGCCAGAGAUAAACGGAGACAGGAGAAGGAGAAACUGAAAGAGAAGAAAUUACAAGAGCAACAGAGAAGGAAACAGGCAGCGGAGAGACUGAACCUGUUAAAACCUGAAAACUUCAUUAAGAGUCUGACUGCUCACAUUCAUGCAGUGCUGCUGCGGGAUGCAGGCUGUGAUGUGCUGCUCAGGACUCUGGAUGGGUUUCAGUGGAGGAACCGUAUAGAGAAUCAAGGUCUUCCUAACAGCAUCAGCUGGACACGACAAGCCCUUCAGCAGGCUGAGGAUGAGGCUAAAAAUGGAGUUAUUGAAGAAGAUCAGGUCCUGAUGGUGAUCUCCCAUGAUGAGUUUGAAGACAUGGUGAUGUCACAUAAAACAGUGACCAAUCAGUCGGCUCUUAUUGGUGAUAUGCAUGAGGGGGCGGAGUCUCUGUUACAGCAUCUAUCUAAGUACUUGUCCAGAACUGCAGGGAAAGUUGUCACAAUUCUAGUGAUGAUCAGUCAUCAGCAACGAUCAGGAUCUUGGGGUGAAGAUGACUUUUACCUCAAUCAGCAUCAUCUGGACACAGAACAGCUGUUGGUUCACCUCCAGCUCUACUGGAAUGUGACAGUUCACUUCCUGUUUGGCUGGCAGGAAGUGACCGAUCAUGUGGUUGCACUUACCAAGGCUUUAUCUAAGAGACCUUACAAGGCGUUGUGUGGCGACCCUGAUCUGGGGUUCUGCAUGGACGGCUCGUGGUCAGCAGGUGUGCGAGUGGACAGAGACGGCCGUGGUCUCGCUCAGGUGUGGACACGUCAGAUGCAGCAGCUGAACCGCGUCAGUCCAGCCAUGGCCAAAGCCGUGACGAGCGCCUACCCCUCCCCUUCCCUCCUGCUGAAGGCCUAUGAGGAGUUACCGUCUGAGGAGGAGCGGCGCAGACUAUUGGCUGAUCUCACGGUAGUAGGCGGAGCCAAAGACAGGCGUGUUGGUCCUGAGCUCGCUGGCCGUAUACAUCGCCUCCUCACUUCCCAGAAUCCUCAUCUACUGCUGGAUUAAGGCCAGAAUUGUGGAAGGAAAAAAAUAAUUUUGCACUUUAUAGCCAGCAGACUGUAGAAGAUUAAAGUUUGUGCCUCAAAUGAAUUCAUUCAUCCUCCAAACUGAACAUAUUCAUUGAUUUGCCAUCGAUCGCAUUAAACGUUUUGUUACAUUUGUAUUGAUCAUUCAAAACUGAUGUUAAGUUUAGACAAUAUAACAAAAACUUUAAAGGGGACCUAUUAUGCCCCUUUUCACAAGAUGUACUAUAAGUCUCUGGUGUCCCCAGAAUGUGUCUGUGAAGUUUCAGCUCAAAAUCCCCCACAGAUCAUUUAUUAUAGCUUGUCAAAUUUCCCCCUAUUUGGGUGUGAGCAAAAACAUGCCGUUUUUGUGUAUGUCCCUUUAAAUGCAAAUGAGCUGCUGCUCCCCGCCCCCUUUCCAGAAGAGGGCGGAGCAUUGACAGCUUGUGCUUCGGUUGCUCAACAACAACAAAGCUGGAGAAUCUCACGCAGCCAAAAUGACGGUGUUCAGCCUUACAUUGUUCAAACCGGAGUCGACACUGAUGGAGAGACUCAGGAAGAAGUUACAACUUUUAGAAUGAAACUGGACGUUUCUGAAUGAUUAGUGGACAAAUUUAUGUAGUUGCUGUGGAGUUGAUUCAACUCAUCCACUAGCGUGAACCUUGAUACUCACUGUAUGUUGCUUGGAUAAAAACAUCUGUCACAUGAUUACGUACAUACAGGUACAUUCAUGUAGGUAGCACAAACACGGUUCAGGAUGUGUUAUGCUCAGGAGUUUAAUACAUGUGAAACAAAAAUUAAAAGGAGUAAAUCAGAUUCUUCAAAAACAUGCAAUUAUUAAAUGAGCAUUUUUGUUGUUUUUUUACUGCAAAACAAUGUAAUCAGUAAGAAAACAUGCAAAAGAGUACAAAAUCAUUCACUCGUCAAUCAAAUAUAUGAUAAAUCAUAAUAAUCAGAUAUUAAUAAUAAGAGAGGGGAGGUUAAACAAAUAAAUAAAUAUAGUAGGAAGAAAACAGUCAUAUCUGAAAAUACACAAUCUACAGUGUUUAUCAUAUCAGAUAUGCAUUUAGUUGUCAUAGUAGAGCUGUAGCUCUCUGGUCUUGAAUUUUGAUAAAAUACUGCAACACUUUCAUUAACAGAGCAGUUGACAGGCUCAGAUAUUGAUCUGCUGCAGUUCAGUCAGCCUGUGCUGGAUAUUAUAGAUGGCAGGAAGUUGUUCAUGAGGUUUAUGAUGUUCUGAGCCCAUCUCUCUGAGUCUGAAUGAAUAAACACAAAUGCUGGAGAUACUGUACAGUGCCUAUAUUGAGAGUAUUUACAGUCUCAUUGAACUAAUCUGCUGUUUUUAGAUUUCAAACAACUGGUGACCAAUCAGAGACAGGCCACAGCUUCAGAAUUCAACUAAAAGUAAUGUUAUAAGAUGUUUGGCAUGUGUUGAUCUACCUUAAUAUAUAAGAGAAAACUUCACACACAAAAAAAAAAGAGGUGGGGGGGGUCACCUGACUAGCAACAUUGGCACUGGAAAUGAUCAAAAGUUUAUAAGAAAUUUAAAUCUCCCAAUUCAUUAAUUGGAAAAGGAAACUUACUAAGAAAAAGGAUGGUGAGUUUGAUUCACAACAGGUCCAGUGAAUGAAUUUUGAUAGUUUGGCAAGGGAGACGACGCAGGAAGUGAUGUGCGUAUUUACGGAAUAGUUUGCAUAGCAAUGACAAUUAUGUCAUUUACUCAUCCUCAUGUUGUUCCGUCUCUCUUCUGUAGGACACGAAAUGAGAUGUUAAGUGUUCUUCGAGAAGAAAAGAAAGUCUCAUACUUGCACAAGAACUGCACGAUUUGAGGGAAAAAAUAAAUCGUGAUUUUUCUGAUGAAAACUGAUGAUUUAAA
Ctenopharyngodon idella (grass carp) is the source of this 3433-nucleotide messenger RNA. RefSeq names its product crossover junction endonuclease EME1-like. The record is from RefSeq and is a predicted model, not a curated record. NCBI's taxonomy places the organism in Eukaryota, Metazoa, Chordata, Actinopteri, Cypriniformes, Xenocyprididae. Bases 284 to 1561 code for a protein of 425 amino acids. The transcript has 8 exons. Gene Ontology annotation, cellular component: Holliday junction resolvase complex; nucleus. Gene Ontology annotation, biological process: resolution of meiotic recombination intermediates; replication fork processing; double-strand break repair. Gene Ontology annotation, molecular function: nuclease activity; DNA binding.